CCUUAACCUUUCAAGGGGCUAAUAACAUAAUUGUAUUCCUUUCAAAUGACCGACGAAUUGCCCUUUGACAAAAGUUAAAUCUUAACAGUGAACAGAACAGGAACACGCACUUAUCCACUGUGUGCACUGCCCUUGUACACACACACUCACACACACAAAUGGAGUAACGCCAUUCAAGCCUCAUCAACUACUAAUCUUUUAUCAAGACUAUAGCUCUUACCAUCAUCAACAACUUUCGACAUACUCUCGACUUUAUCGCUUCUUUAUUGAAAUGUCAUCUUCACGCUCUCCUUUGAGCUUCAAGUUGGUCCUUUUGGGAGAAUCUGCUGUGGGAAAGUCAAGUCUCGUCCUUCGAUUCGUCAAAGAUCAAUUCGAUGAUUACAGAGAGAGCACAAUCGGAGCCGCUUUCCUCACACAAACAGUCAGUCUUGAUGAACAAACAACUGUAAAAUUCGAGAUCUGGGACACUGCUGGACAAGAGAGAUAUAAAUCACUUGCUCCUAUGUACUACAGGAAUGCAAAUUGUGCUGUGGUAGUAUACGACAUCACUCAGCCUUCCUCAUUGGAGAAAGCCAAAUCAUGGAUUCGUGAAUUACAGAGACAGGCAGAUUCGAACAUAAUCAUCGCUUUGGCAGGCAACAAAACCGAUUUGGCAAGCAGAAGAGCAGUACAAACGGAAGAAGCGGAAAAGUAUGCUGCAGAGGAAAAUUUGUUGUUCUUAGAAACAUCUGCAAAGGAUUCAUACAACGUUUCAGAAUUGUUCACAAUGAUUGCCAGAAAAUUGCCUUUGGAACAAGCAGCAAAUGCGCAAAGAGGUGGCAGAGCAGGUGGUAGUAAUUUGAUGGGAGGCGGUGCUGGAUCGCAGUCAGGAAGGGCAGGCGUUGAUUUGCGCGGAGGUGGUCAAGGAUCAAAUGAUGCAUGCAACUGCUGAUCACGAGAGAAAAUGAUGGUUUUUUACGAAAUUGAAGUCAACAGUACUCUGGCUUUUAGAUCUUUUACAAUCUCUUUACCCUUUUCUUCUUUGUCCGACCUCUCCUCUUUGCUUCUUUAUCUAAUAUGUAUCUAUGUACUCUAGCUCGCCAGAUCCGCAACCCUAUACACACUCUCAUACUUGUUUGUUUUGAGAAUUGCUCUUUCUUUGUCAAAUCAACUAUCAUAAAGCUUGAGCCAAUAUCUACUAAAAGGAGAUUGAGUGGUAUUAUCAGAGAGAUGUGAAUACAAUUUGUACAAGAUUG
Molecule: messenger RNA, 1235 nt
Organism: Meira miltonrushii
Lineage: Eukaryota; Fungi; Basidiomycota; Exobasidiomycetes; Exobasidiales; Brachybasidiaceae
Product: putative GTP-binding protein ypt5
Exons: 5
Coding region: 272-931 (219 amino acids)
Molecular function (GO): GTP binding; GTPase activity
Source: RefSeq, a predicted model, not a curated record